Molecule: messenger RNA, 2488 nt
Organism: Propithecus coquereli (Coquerel's sifaka)
Lineage: Eukaryota; Metazoa; Chordata; Mammalia; Primates; Indriidae
Gene: TSPYL5
Product: TSPY-like 5
Exons: 1
Coding region: 115-1368 (417 amino acids)
Biological process (GO): nucleosome assembly
Cellular component (GO): chromatin; nucleus
Molecular function (GO): chromatin binding; histone binding
Source: RefSeq, a predicted model, not a curated record
GUACAGUCGUGACGUGGACGGUUGCCAUGGAGAGGCCCGCUCGGUAGGCACAGCGAGCUGGCGCUAGGAGCCGCAGGGUCGGAGCGUGGCUUUGAAAACGCGACCGCCACCACCAUGAGCGGCCGAAGUCGGGGUCGAAAGUCUUCCCGCGCCAAAAGCCGGGGCAAAGGCCGCGCCAAAACCCGAGUCCGCGUUGCUCCUGACGACACCCCGCGCGUCCCGGACCCACCACAGUGCCAGAGGCUCGGGGAGGAGACCAAGGCGGCACAGGUGCAGGCUGGCGCGGGUUGGGGUGGCCUGGAAACCGCUGCGCCCGCGCCGCCCCUCCGGCUCGGGGACGAGGCUGCCUGUCGGCUCCCCCUGGAUUGUGGCCUCGCGCUCCGAGCCCGAGCCGCGGGGGACUGCGGGCAGGCAGCGAGUAGGCCCGGGCCAGGGAAGACCUCAUCUCUCUCGGAGCGCCUGGCAACAGACACUGUCUUCGUGGGAACCGUGGGGACUGUGGGAAGGCCGAAAAAUGCCCCCCGCGUUGGAAAUCGGCGUGGCCCUGCUGGGAAGAAGGCCCCAGAGACCUGUAGUGCAGUGGGGAGGGGGCCUCAGGCUAUGGCCGGUGGGAAGCUGAAGAAAGGGCCGGCAGGGGAGGGUACCUCCGUCUCUGCGGGAGAGGAAAAUAGAGUAGAGGACAAUGCAGGGUCAGGGCCCCCUGCCACAGAAGGCAGCAUGGAUACUCUGGAGACCGUCCAGCUGAAGCUGGAGACCAUGAAUGCCCAGGCAGACAGGGCCUACCUUCGGCUUUCGCGCAAGUUUGGGCAGUUGCGAUUGCACCACUUAGAGCGCAGGAACCUCCUCAUCCAGAAUAUUCCGGGCUUCUGGGGGCAAGCUUUUCAGAACCACCCCCAGCUAUCAUCCUUUCUGAACAACCAGGAUAAAGAGGUACUCACCUACUUGAACAGCUUGGAGGUGGAAGAGCUUGGCCUCGCCAGAUUGGGCUACAAAAUAAAGUUUUACUUUGGCCGUAACCCCUAUUUCCAAAAUAAGGUGCUCAUCAAGGAAUAUGGGUGUGGCCCUUCGGGUCAGGUGGUGUCUCGUUCUACACCAAUCCAGUGGCUUCCUGGGCAUGAUCUCCAGUCCCUAAGCCAAGGAAACCCAGAAAACAACCGUAGCUUCUUUGGGUGGUUUUCAAACCACAGCUCAAUUGAGUCUGACAAGAUUGUGGAGAUAAUCAACGAGGAACUGUGGCCCAAUCCCCUGCAGUACUACCUUUUGAGCGAAGGGGCCCGUGGAGAGAAAGGAAAAGAAAAGGAGGGCAGGCAAGGUCCAGCAAAGCAGCCAGUGGAGACCACUGAGCCUGGGGUAAACCAGUCCAACUGAUUCUGCACAAGUCUCUACUACCUCCUGCUGGACCGUUCGUGGCUUACUACAUGUGCGUUUGGCUGUCUGCGUUCUUUUCAUGUUGGCCUCUGUGCACUGUUGCCCCUUUAGGACUUUAGCUACAAGAAUGUGGCAUUUAUGAUCAUGUUCUUUUGCCUCCCCAUGGCCUUCAUUUUUACAUCAGUGUCACAUGUUAUGUGAUCUCACCCCUACUGUUCAUAUGUUAAACACAUACUUCAGAUGUGUGCUGCCUUUAUCUACAUUGCCUGGACCCUGUUCUUGGCUCUGGCCUUUCCUGCUUGUCUUUAAUAUGGACACUCACAAGUCAUCCUCCAGGAGGACCACUGCAUCCUCAAGCUCUACUACUUCAGGCCCAGUGAGUUGCUGGACUUCCUGUUCAUGCUGGCCAUGCAUGUCAUCUAUGGCAAGCAUUUGUGUUGCCACUGCAAAAUGAAGCCAGUGCACAUGGUAUUGGCCAUCAGCCAGAACUUACUGUUUCAUGGGCCUGGGGUCACCAGCCAAGGUGUCACCUCCUUUGUUACUGGCUUUGUCCUGGGGUCCAUGCUACCCACCCUGGUGGACAUCCAGCAGAAUGGCACUUGACUGCUGGACAUGCAUUUGUCUAAGGGCAAGAAACAGUAUGCCAUGUGUUCUGUACCAUCGUGAGUCUCUUCUUGCCUCUGGGCCUUCCUACUGGUGAACCUUCAUCAAGGUCCGCUCUAUGCCAUGCCCCCUUACUGUCAGGCCAUUGAGUUUUGUCUAGGUUGCUGUCAGUCCCAGUUGGUUUCCUGGUCAACAAGGACCUCAAGAACUGCCAGUGGACUCAGGCCCCCUGCCAGUGCAUGAGACACACAUCUAUCCUCCCUAGCCUUCCAGGAACCCUCCUGGCUGCUAGACUGAAGGGCGGGCUGGUAUGUGUGGACAUGUGUUCACUGUCACUAUGCUGUGGCUUCAGGUGAGGGUGGGGAUUGGACCUACAGAGAAUUUGGGUACCUUUGUCAACUUCCUUUAUCCCCUCUUGAGAUACGACCAGAGUGCCAUAAAGGGGUGCUGGGAAGAGGUAUUUAUGAUCUGUGGGUCUCUACCUGCUUGACUUCAUCUCACACACUUCUUACUUGGC